AUGGACCGGUCGAUGUCUUUCCAAACAAUGAAGGCCUUUAUCAGGAGAGAAUUCCAGACCUCUAGGUGCAACGAACUGAAAGAUCGAACAAAGGAGAAACAGUGGACAGUGGUACUCUCCGACAUACCCGACUGGCCAAGAAUCGAAGUUGUUGCUGAGUUUAGACGACGUACCAGACGAUUGCUUGGCAAAACAUCUUCACAGAUUGGGAGAGGAAAUGGUGAUGACCCACCUGAUUCGGUGUCCAGCUCUAAAGACAACGACGGAAAGCCAGAGAUACUGGGACGCAAGAAGACAGCUAAUGAACUGCUAUGA
Rodentolepis nana is the source of this 315-nucleotide messenger RNA. Lineage: Eukaryota; Metazoa; Platyhelminthes; Cestoda; Cyclophyllidea; Hymenolepididae. The record is from the annotation of a GenBank genome assembly.